Molecule: messenger RNA, 2594 nt
Organism: Engraulis encrasicolus (European anchovy)
Lineage: Eukaryota; Metazoa; Chordata; Actinopteri; Clupeiformes; Engraulidae
Gene: klf5b
Product: Kruppel like factor 5b
Exons: 4
Coding region: 397-1854 (485 amino acids)
Biological process (GO): regulation of transcription by RNA polymerase II
Molecular function (GO): DNA-binding transcription factor activity, RNA polymerase II-specific; RNA polymerase II cis-regulatory region sequence-specific DNA binding
Source: RefSeq, a predicted model, not a curated record
CAGCCUUGGGUAAAGUGUACAUUGGUUUUAUUAGCCUAUAAUAAAUACCAACUAAACCAUUGGUGAUUAAAUUUGAUGUCCUGUCGGCUGGUAAAUUUCUGACCACAUUUGGUGACCUAGUCCCAUGGCAAGAAAUAAAGUUAACGCCAUGAUCGGCUUUAAAAAGGGGGCAGAAUGGAUAAAAUGUCAGUAAAUGUGGUCGAACUGGCAUGUCUCUUUUCUCUCUUCAGCGCCGAGCCCCGCCCCGUCUUGAGCCAUUGAAAUCAGGCGGUUGCGUAAUUUGACAUGUCAAACGUGAAACAAGGAGCGAACACUUGACAGCUACAUUGGCGUGUUAUUUACCGCAGUAAGGCUUGUUAAAUUAAUAUCACACAUUCUAUCGUCUGACUGGCGUUCAUGGCCACUGUUUUGUUACCAAACAGUGCGGGUAUCGUUCCGGGGCAAGUGGAGUCGUUUUAUACACCUUUCAAAGCUGCACCGUCGGGGGGAUUGCAAGAAGAUUGCGGGUUCGUUUCUAAUAUAGGAAGGAAUAUUUUUAAUGGCACCCCGACAAUCGACCACAUUCUGAUUAAAUCAGAGAUGGAGAAGUACAUGGAGCCGCCUCCGCACGGAAUACUCGAGGACAAGAAGUUUCCAAAAGACGGUCCCGCCACCACCGCCACCACCACCACAAUGCUCGAGCAGUCCAGCCAGGGCCACAGUUCCCCGUACGGCCUCAACGCCAGCGUCUUCCUCCCAGACGUCACCUACCUGCGGACGGGCCUGUGUAGGCCCGUGACACCAGCCAUGGCCCAGGUCAAAUCGGAGCCCGUGGAGUCAGUCUUUUAUCCCAGCUGCCCUGGUUCUCUGGCCCCAGCCGCACAUCCACAUCCACACCCCCACCACCCUCACCCUCAUCCGCACUCUCACCCCCACCAUCCCCACCACCAUCACCACCACCCCCACCACCACGCCGACUACACCAGCCUCUUCAGCCCUGCAUCAGACACCGGCGGCGGCAAUGUUUUCAUCAAACAGGAGCCCAUGGCCCCGUCUCUUGACUUCCACGACAUCCCCCUUUUCCAGCUCUUGAACUCGGAACUAGACACGUUUGUGCCCGCCGGUGCGCUGUGUGCCGACCCGCACGGCAGCCUGUCCUCCGCGGUGCCCUCUUUCGGCAGUCUCAGCCUGGCGGACCAGGCCCUGGUCAGCGGCAGUAAGGCCCUGGGUGGUGGUGCUGUCGCUGGGAGUGCCAUGGCUGGUGCCAGGGGAUACUCGCCGUCCGCAGCUGGCCAGUACACCCAGCUCCAGCACAAGCCACCAGGCUACCUGCCCCCGUCGCCCCCGAGUUCAGAACCGGGCAGCCCGGACCGCAGCAAGGACCUGCUGCAGAACCUGUCGCCGCCCCCGUCCUACGCGGCCAGCAUGGCGUCCAAGUUCGCAGUGCAGACCUCCACCAGUGCCAGCGGCGGCGCCGGCAGCGGCGGGCCCAUUUCCUCCUCGUCUGUGCCCACGCCCACACCCGCGCCCCCAGCCUCCGCACCUGGCCUUGUAGCGCCCGGCCCCGGCGUCAGGUACAACCGCAGGAACAACCCCGACCUUGACAAGCGGCGGAUACAUCACUGUGACAUACCAGGUUGUAAGAAAGUCUACACCAAGUCGUCGCAUUUGAAAGCCCAUCUGAGGACGCACACGGGAGAGAAGCCGUACAAGUGUUCGUGGGAGGGCUGCGACUGGCGCUUUGCCCGCUCUGACGAGCUGACGCGCCACUUCAGGAAGCACACGGGGGCCAAGCCCUUCCAGUGCUCUGUCUGCAGCCGAAGUUUCUCCCGCUCCGACCACCUGGCCCUCCACAUGAAGAGACAUCAGAACUAGCGGCGCCGCCGCUAGCGUUGGCGUUGCCGCCACUGCACGACAUGGCGUUGCUAAUGCCACCGAGGCUAAAGCCGACAGCCAACGCCCCCCUCUUCUCACUUUUAAUUAGUCCACAGGUGGACAGGGUGGGAAUUGGGCGUAACACAGUUCCACAACCAUGCGGGCCCUCAGCAGAAGCUUGUUUUUUUUCUCUCUUUAUUUUUUAAUUUUAUUUAAUUUUUUAAUUUCUUCCUUUUUGUUUGUUUGUUUUUCACAAAAAAGGAACCGCUGCCACCUUCUGGAUGGAAAUGAAAACACAAGGGGAUCGUGUGUGGCAAGAACAUUGAGUGGGUGGGGGGUAGGGUGUGGUGAGGUGAAGGCAAAGGCAAGGCGAGGUGUUGUGACUGUGAGGGGACAAAUUGUUGACAGUGCUGGCUGUUAUCUUGGCUGAGCUUCCAUCCCAGGUGGACCUGGUCUGGCCAAGUGGUCCUUAGGGGACUGCCAGCACUCAUCCUGGGGUUCCCUGUUGUGGAUUGUUGCUUACACUGGGAUAUUCACUCUUCAUCAGGAACCAUAUGGUUGCCAUGAUUUUCUGCCAUGCGUGGGUUUUUUUUGUGUUAAAUCUCCAUUACAACCUGCCAUUGCUCCCCCUCUCUCUGUCUCUCUCUCUCUCUUUCUCUCUCUUUGUCUGUCUGUUUCUGUCUCUUUCUCUCUCUGUGUGUCUCUUUGUUUCUCUCACUCUCUCUCUCUCUCUCUCUCUC